AUGCAGUGGAUUGAACACAAUAACCCGGAACAGGAGGACGUCCAGAGUAUUUUAAAAAAUGUGCGACUAGAUAUUGUUGACCGACACUUUCUUGUUAAUGAGGUAGCGAUUUCAAAUAUUGCUCUUGAGAAUAGCGCUGUGAGAGAAAUCAUACAACACGUUUUAUGUUCAGCCCUGCCACAACUUACAAGUACAACGAGGUUUGUUGCCAACCGUUCUGUCUUUAUACUACACCACACCGACAAGUUACUGCUGUCUUGGUUCACGCCAGAAGACAAGUGGGAAGACGUCCCGCCAGCCCCAGUAGAUCCUGGAUCGGGUUAUUCAGCUGCGAGUUUGGAUGACAAGAUCUACAUCACUGGUGGUUUUAAACAAGGUAAAUGUACACUUGGGUAUGACACCAUUAGAAAAGUGUGGAACGUAGGCACAGACCUCAACCAUGAACAUUGUUAUCACUGUACAGCCACAGCUAGCUCUACAGUGCAUGUAAUAAGCGGUGAUGAUACUGGUACAAUAGAAGAGAAGAGCGAUAGUGAGGAGCAAUGGCAGGUGGUUGGUGAUUUGGGAUUGAACAGAUUGCUUGCCUUUCCUGUUACAGUUGGUGAGAACAUUCUCGUUAUGGGAGGACAAAUAAACUACGUCCCGUCAGAUUGCAUCCAAUGUUUUAACACUACAACCCGCGCUGUCACCAAGUUGGAUAUAAAGUUGCCUUGUACAUCCAGUACACUAAGAGGAUCUGUUCACCCACCAGAUGUAUACCUGAUAGACAAUGAUGGCAACGUGAUGCACAUUCACGUGACUGACAGAAAUGGAAAAAUUCAGGUUGAGAAUAAACUAACAGCUAAGUGGAAAUCAUUUGGUCAUAGAUUUGGUAUCGUUCACCGACAUGGAAAACUGCUGUGUUUUAGUAAAGAUGGAAUCAUGAAAUUCAACCUGGCUGAACGGAUAGAAGAAAAGAGUACAUUCUCCAAACCAUCUAGAAGAGGCGACGUGUUCGGCGUCCUGACAAUUUGA
Gigantopelta aegis is the source of this 1014-nucleotide messenger RNA. RefSeq lists its product as uncharacterized. The transcript has a single exon. The record is from RefSeq and is a predicted model, not a curated record. Bases 1 to 1014 code for a protein of 337 amino acids. NCBI's taxonomy places the organism in Eukaryota, Metazoa, Mollusca, Gastropoda, Neomphalida, Peltospiridae. Gene Ontology annotation, molecular function: protein binding.